This is a messenger RNA of Spirometra erinaceieuropaei, 4878 nucleotides long. NCBI's taxonomy places the organism in Eukaryota, Metazoa, Platyhelminthes, Cestoda, Diphyllobothriidea, Diphyllobothriidae. The record is from the annotation of a GenBank genome assembly.
AUGGCUAUCACAGCCGCCGCCGCCGCCGCCGCCGUCGCUAGCAUGACGCGGCACCGGUUCGUCAGCGCCCUGAAUAAAACUCUGAAGGUAGGCUUGGUGUUUUGUGACGGCCAGUGUCCGUUAAAUGGGCCAGGAAGGAACAUCAGGCACACCUGGUGGCUUCCUGACUGAGCCAAACUGGACGCUGUUCGCGAAUCUGCUUGGGAAUAUGCUAAGUCAUUUGACCCAAGUAAUUAAUUUUCCAGGACCAAGAAAGAAGGAUGAUGCACAUGGGUGAGCUCCGAGGAGGCAACCUUGUUAGGGAAGGCCUAGGCCGUUUAUGGGCAUCGACAUUAGUUAAGCCACUGUGGUAACUCACCGGAUAGCCUUAUUCAAAUAAAGGUUACAAAUCGGCUUGCUGAGCACCCAGAAGGAUGAGGUUUGGAGAGUGGUCAUAUAUAUACAUAUAUAUGUACGGUGUGUUGAUGGAACAUUUGUCAUCACCAGUGGAUGUGAGAUCGCGAAAUCCACCCAGUAGCUGGAAUCGGUCUCUCCAGACACCCAGCCCACGAUGAAAGAUGAAAGACUGUUGACUGCCAUUUUUAAAAGUACUUGGCUGCAAGAAAAGCAAUGAGAAAGCCAAAACAACUGUUUACAGGAAGGCCAUCUGGACUCCCCCCUACCCCUAUAUCACCACACACCAUAACCAAGACCCCCGACACCAACUCGAUUCUUCUGCACAGCCUCCUCUUUUUUCACCAUAUCAUCUUGGAGUGCAUACCACUUCAAUUACAUGAGAGGAUCGUUUACCGACGUGUAAACGGUACGGAAUAUACUCGUUCCGUUGUGCCUUGGAGUCAAACUAGAGUCCUCGAGGGCAGUCGUUUAGUGACCAGUAGUAAAGUAGAAUAGAUACCAACAAAGGCAAAGGAGACCGAAACGACCACUUCUGGUUUAUCUGCCUUUGUCAUCUAGCAAUACCUCAACAUCAGACUCGGAUAACCCGCAACCAUAUCAGUGGGUAACCAUUCUAAAGCCACUUAGUAUUUCUAUCAAAACCGGUAGUCAUAGAUGGAAUUGGAAAAGCGACUAAGCACGUAUUUUAUUUCUGUGUUAUCAAUUAAGUUAUUCCCCCUACUGUCCUUUAGAAAGGUAACGGAGUCCCGAUCUCAUGUCACCUAGUCCACAAAACCGGAAUAUUUAAGGGUCACAGGGAGUUUUAUUGAUUAGCAUGGGCUCAAGGACGACGCGGCCUGUUUAAUGCAUUUACCGGCACUUUUGCCAGUUCUUAACAUUAGACAGAUGUUCGGAUCGUGAACAUGUGGCGUACUUUUGACAAAGUCGCUUUUCCCUCUUGAGAUUUCCCUUUAUUUCAGAAGUUUCUGACUGAGAUCGAGGGACGUGCCAUCACUACAAACGUGGACAACUGUUCUCUACAGAAUAAUGGAAAGUAAUCAAUGUUCGAAUCAGACCAGAGUGUCCUUUUUCAAUUCAUCUCGCUCCCACAACUCCCAUUAAUCACGGAAACAGCUCAUAUUCAUAUACUUGCUUCUUCUGCCGUUCAAGUUUCCGUUAAGGAGAAGUAACUACAUUCCAUAACAGGUCACUAGUGCCAUAGUGGCCAAUGCGACAAAGAGUCAUGUGGGGACAUAAAAAGAGAAUGUUACUUUCAUAUAUGAUAGAGAUGAGGUCAGGACGGUUGAACUGAUGGCCACCUCGGAAUCUCGUGUCCACCUUUAUAUGUUGGGUGAGAAACGCGUCAAGAACCAGCUGGAGGAGUUUGGCCCGAUUUUUGCUUUCAAAAACAAACUUCAUUGACUAAGGUAGUGCGGCCUCUGUGCUUUUUGUGACUAAUGGAGCUUGCUGCGUCUGCGCCUGCCAAUGGUUUUCUCCAAGUAUUUGUUUCCACACGAUUUGCAUGUGGCGGUAUCGGUUUUACUUGACUUUCUGAGUUUUGCCUAAGCACACACUCCUUAUUGUUGCCCUUUACUGAAGCACCACAGGCGCCCUGCGUAGACCUCAUAAGGAUGUUUGCUUUUCUCCGUGCGCACAGUGUCUGCGACCUCCAUUGUUGCCUAUUUUGUGUAAACUUAUGACCGUGCCUUUCUCCUUUUGUUUAGUCUUAUAGUUGUUUGCCGUCUCCUCUGGACACUGGUGCAUUGGUCGCUCGAUGUUUUAUAACCUCUGUGUGGAAUUUUUUCUCAUCAAACGUUAAACUCACAAUCGCAACUACGUUAUGUAUGCUGAAAUUGAUGAAAAGCACAGGGAAACCGAGAUUUUGAAGAACUCGUGGGCAUUUUCUUGCGCCGAGGUUCUUAUUUUCUUCCGACCCGUCCCCUGCGCAGACUAUUUUUUCAGUACCAAAGAUGAGGCAGGUGACUCGAGGUUCUCUCAGGCUGACAAUACAGUCGGCGAAUUUUAUGCAUUGUACUCAGCAUUAGGAACAUAGAGACGACUUUCCCCAACUCAGUUCCAUACCCGAGAUCAACAGAUCAUAUGACAUUAUAGAACAGUUGGCUUGCUUAUUCCAUCGAGCAGCUGCACAUGGGGCGUUGAGGGGGCGAGCCGACUUAUUGUAACCUCGGAGGCCUUAGCUUCAAGUUUGGGUUCCAUCAAACUGUGCAAUUUAGCGCAAUUUGUGGACAUGGCGUCCUGCGGCUGGAAACCGGACAUCGCACCGCUCCUCCACCCAAUCUUCGGAUGAAGACGUUGACGACAACAUGAUUUUGCGUCUCCUCACUGUCGAGUCGUCUGUGGGUAAGCCCUCGCUUCGUAUUCCCUUUGUCGUACUCUGCUGUUUGUGGCCGGGCCAGACUGCAAAUGAAAGAACCCGUCACGCGUCUCUUCAUCACUGCUGUGCCUAGCGGCUUUAUCCCGCUAACCACCUCUACCGGCGGGAUAAACCAGGUGAGGGUUUUAGUGUUUGCAUCUCCACACACGGUAGCUCGGCUCCGCUCGCACCACCGCUGGCGGGAUGGAUCAACGUCUCCGCGUGUUUGAAAUGAGGCUCUGUCUGCAACCCCGCAGAAGGCCACAAGCACUCAACAAGCUACUGACCCAGGGACUGGAAUACCGCCCCCUUUCUUCUUCUUCGCACCUAUUCUUUGCCUUCCUCCUCCGCCCCUCACUAUCUCUACGUCCGCUCCACUCUUCUUUCUUGCCCCACGGUCGAAAGUCCAGUAGAUCGUCGCAUCGCCACCUCCAAGAACGGACUUCGUCUGCAAACCCGAGGGAGGCCACAAGUUAAGUGACCACCCAUCUACCACUGAAUAUUGCUUUGUUGCCUUUGAUUUCUGCUUGCUCUUGCUUGCUUGCCUUUGUCUGCUUUUCUAGGUGUGUCCUUGUUGUAAGAUAAAUACCGUUCUGUUGAAUUUGGUUGCUCACCGUUUACAUUUCAGCAACUAGGUAGAUUAGCGAGGAACGGGAAACUCUGCUUUCCGUCCUUCUACUCUUCCCUCAUCCUCCUCCCCUCUCCCCACACCCACAAGUCCUACGAUGAGAGCGACAGCGAUCACGUAGGCGACGCAGGCUAACUCGGGUCUUUCUCCCAGUAAACAAAGUCGUGGUCCACAGUGGGGUCCGGCAGCUGUCUGGGACAAUUGAGCAGCCCUAUUCAGGGACAGCACUGCUCACCCCGCGAGGGGAUCGGGACUAUAAAUGCCGACAUCACAUCCUCUGCGCGCUGACCGUCGCUCACCUCCUCAUCCUACCUCUUUUUCCUCUUCCUCUGCCUACUCUUCUGCCUAUUCUUCUCCUCCGUCAUCUUCUUCUCCACCUCCUUUUCGUCGCCCCACUCGUCGUCACCAGACUGGCAGGGUGAGUCCGCUCACUUUGGCAGCCUGGAAUGUUCGCUCCCUUCUAGACAAUCUCAGGAGCAACCGACCGGAACCAAGGACGGCGAUAAUGGUUCGGGAACUAGCGCGCCACAAGAUGGAAAUCGCUGCACUAAGCGAGACUGUCUGCAGCCAGGUAUCAACAAUCGCCUUAUGAGACUCCGUCUGGGAGGCAAAUUCAUCACCAUCCUCAGCGUCUACGUCCCCCCGAUGACCACCCCUGACGCGGAGAGGAACUAAUCCUACGAGGACCUGCACGCCCUCCUAGUGAGUGCGUCGCAGGCGAAGAAGUUGAUUGUCCCUGGUGACUUCAACGUCCGCGUCGGCAUAGAACAUGCUGUCUUGAGAUGAGUGCUGAGUCUCCAUGGUCUUGACGGCUCCAAUGACAAUGGCCUGCACCUCCUACGAACCUGCGCAGAACAUCGCCUCAUCCUGACCAAAACCUUCUUCCGCAUCCCGACGCAAGAGAAGGCCAUCUGGAUUCACUCUCAAUCGCGACACUGGAACCUGCUGGACUACGAUCUCGUCCGGAGGCCAGACCAGCAGGACAUGCUGAUGAAGGCGAGAUCAGCGGAACGUGCUGGUGGCAAAGGUGACCCUGGAUGCCGACUAUUGGCCCGACAAUCGCCUCUUCAUCUCCAAGAUGCGGACUCGCCUACAGCCUCGCAGGACACCUGAAGGUGAGCAAUCCCCAGGUGAGCUGAAUGUUGCCUUGUUGUCUUUGCUUGCUCACCGUCUCCGUUUCAGCAACGAGCCAGCUCAACGGCUAGCCAGCCUUCCAGCCGCAGUUGACGCUGCCGCCACUGAGGAGAACGUCUCCGUGGAGAACCAGUGGUAUCAACUGAGGUACACAGUCCAGUCGACGGCUCUUGCUGUCCUCGUUCGCACACGUCGCAAACAUCAGGACUGCUUCGAUGACAACGACGCCGUCAUCAGCAACCUGCUCGCCGAGAAGAAUAAUCUGCAGAAAGCCUACGUCAGUAGCCUCCCCGACGGAAAAAAAGCAGCCUUCUACCGUAGUCGACGCCUUGUUCAACAGCGACUAGGGGAGAUGCAGGAAGCCUAG